Sander lucioperca (pikeperch) is the source of this 2771-nucleotide messenger RNA. It is a transcript of the gene trmt9b, whose product is annotated as tRNA methyltransferase 9B. Gene Ontology annotation, molecular function: S-adenosylmethionine-dependent methyltransferase activity; tRNA binding. The record is from RefSeq and is a predicted model, not a curated record. The transcript is spliced from 4 exons. Gene Ontology annotation, biological process: tRNA wobble uridine modification. The coding region runs from base 331 to 1635 and encodes 434 amino acids. Gene Ontology annotation, cellular component: cytoplasm; nucleus. NCBI's taxonomy places the organism in Eukaryota, Metazoa, Chordata, Actinopteri, Perciformes, Percidae.
CUAACUCCUUACUAUCUUGACAGGUGUGGAGGUCAACAUGCUAUGGAUUUGAUACCGUCCGGUGCACAGUACGCUGCAGGCGGGCACACACCGCAGGUACUUCCCUCCUCUCCCGUUACCCGUCCUCGCGAUGUCGGUGCCGGUGCCGGUGCCGCCGUGUCGAGCGCGUGCCUCUGAUCCUGAUCACAGGUGAUCAUAUAGAUCGGAGACAGAGAGGGAAGUUUACCUCCAGCGACCCGACGAUAGAGGCGGAUCAUCGCACGGCGCCUUAACUUACACGUUGUACGGCAUGAUACUGUGAGGUGGCUGCAUGCAGCCGCCUGGACGAACAUGAUGGAGGAGGCUGCCAGUCAGCUGGAGAGAGAUCAUGUGCACAGUGUCUAUGACAAGAUCGCUCCAUAUUUCAACGACAGCCGCUAUAAAGCCUGGCCCAAGGUACGCCAGUUUCUGCUGGACCUGCAGCCGGGGAGCAUCGUGGCUGACAUCGGUUGUGGCAAUGGGAAGUAUCUCCACAUCAACAAGGAGGUGUUCAAGCUGGGGUGCGAUGUUUGUCGCCCCCUGGUGGACUUUGCCUGGAGCCAAGGACACGAGGUCCAGAUGUGCGACGGGCUGCAUUUGCCUUACAGAGACGGCUGCUUCGACGCUGUGCUCUCUAUUGCAGUCAUCCAUCAUUUGUCCACCAAAGAACGUCGUAUCCGAGCAAUAAAGGAGAUGGCUCGCACCCUGCAAGUGGGCGGACGCAUCAUGAUCUACGUGUGGGCCAUGGAGCAGAAACGCCGUAAAUUUGAGAAACAGGACAUCUUCGUUCCCUGGAACCCCAACCCUCACUCGCCCUCCGGCUUCAACGCGGAGCACGCCACACCCAGAAGGAGGGCCGCAGCUCAGAGCGCGAGCGAAGCCAUAGACAACACCGACAAGCACAGGAAGGUUAGAAGCACAUCGUCCGUGGCAGACGAGGAAGACCUGAGCUGCACCGCGCCACAGCAGAGCACACAGAGACUGUGGUUCUUCUCCAGGUCUCUGGAUUCUGUCUUCGACUUCGGAAGCCUAUCUGUCUCCCGCUCGUCCUCCAGAGACCUGAGCACUGAGUCACCCACAGGCGAGAACGAGGGGAACAAGGCCAGCCGGCGCGGGAGAGGGCAAGGCCUCAUCAAACAGGUCUCGAGCUUCUUUUACCCGUCGUCUGCGAUCGGAUCAGAGGAGGACGUCUUCGACUCAGCCCCAGGCCUGAACAAGGGACAAAAUGAUCCUGGAGGCAACAACAACACCACCACCACAGCCACCAAUAACAACAACAACGGCACAGAAAACCAGCGUGUCUCAGUGUCUUUAGCCCAGGAGUGUGGCUCUCUGGCCCUGCCAGAUCUGGUCCCUUUCCAGGAGCACCUGAAGCAGUCUGGAGACGAAAGCAGAGGAGGGCUGCAGGGAGAAGAGCAGCAGCAGAGCACAAGGAGUCCUCAGGGGAGCGAGGGGCAGGCGGAGGGCUCCUGCCUGAGGUACUAUCACGUCUUCAGGGAGGGAGAGCUGGCGGAGCUGAUAGAGAAUCAUGUUGAAGAGCUUCAUGUCAAACACGCCUACUUUGAUCAUGCCAACUGGUGCGUGGUGGCAGAGAAAGUUCAAGUGUGGAGAAUAUGAUUUUAAUUUUACAUUUUGCAUCAACUCUGCCUCAAGUUUUAGCACUGAAUCACACACUUGAAGAUUAAUACAUUUGUGUGACCCUAAAAGUGAAUACAUAUACAGAUGUAGUCAUUGCUGAAGGUACGUGAAACACUAAACUACUCCACUGCUGAAAUUCUCUACUUCGCUGUUUGGAAAAUGUAAUUUAUUAUUAUCUUAUUAGUUUUUGACAGUCACUAGAGCAUUAAAUGUUUUAGACGGUAUCUGAGUGUUUUGCAAUAGAGGAUGCACAGAGGAUGUUCAGCAAUGGCUGUCACUUUUUUAAAAGUAUUUAUUCGAUGUCAUGAAACCAACAAGCAGUAUCCAGAUAUCCGGUGUGUUCUCUUUUAGUAUCAAGAAUGAGUUUUUAUUAUCAAACCACAGCGAGCUCCAGCGCCGCUAAUGAUUUUAACUCUUUUUUAAAAGAGCAUUUCUGCAGGAGAGAUGUUCAGACUUUUAAUAUUAGCCAAAGAGGAAUUUGUGAGAAUAAAGUAAACUCUUCCACCUGCUCUUACAUGUUUUAAUGCGUUGAUUACAGUGGAAACUUCUUACUUAAUUCUUCUGUGUCUGCCUGUUUAACAAUUACAUGUUCCUUAGCUCUGACUGUGAGCUAAACUUGCAGCAAGUAUCUGUUAUGAACUUCUUGGUGGGUCAUGUGUAAUCCAUCAUAACACUAUCAUAAGAAGAGCUCAAAGUUGUUUAGAAUAUCUUCCAGAACAUUUAUGCAUUUGCUUGUUGCGUUUUAUUCUCCCAAGUGUUUCAGAGAACGUGUUGCCAGUGUGUGCGUGUGCGCUUGAUGUUUGUAAUAGUCGUGUACAGUCUUGUGUUGAACUAAUACCACUGGUAUGUUUCAGCAAAUCAACUGCCUCAUAUACUGUGAAUAAACAUUGCACUGUACCAUAAAUCCAUCGCUGCUUGAGGUCAGUGAGUGACAGAGAAAGAAAAGGUGGAAUUGGAAACACACUAAUGUUCCCUUUGUGCCACGGACGAUGCGUAUCUUCUUCUCAGUACAGUGUGGACCAAUGGACACUGGUACCUUAAUGUCUUUCUGUGACCUGAUGUAAAUACUUUUGAGUUUGAAUUGUUUUUUCCUUAUUAAAUAUUUUUGAUCAUGA